Molecule: messenger RNA, 3750 nt
Organism: Acyrthosiphon pisum (pea aphid)
Lineage: Eukaryota; Metazoa; Arthropoda; Insecta; Hemiptera; Aphididae
Product: aminopeptidase N
Exons: 2
Coding region: 1590-3668 (692 amino acids)
Biological process (GO): peptide catabolic process; proteolysis
Cellular component (GO): cytoplasm; membrane
Molecular function (GO): peptide binding; metalloaminopeptidase activity; zinc ion binding
Source: RefSeq, a predicted model, not a curated record
GAUGGUUAGCUAUAACAUAUUUCGAAACCAUUGAGCGCACGAAGAGCUUUUCCCUGUUUUGACGAGCCUGAGUAUAAAGCCACCUUCAAGAUAAAGUUGAGUCAUAAAAAAGGAUUGACUUCGAUAAGUAAUAUGAAAUUGAUGAAUCAAAUAAACUGCCCUUCGAGUUCAGAUUAUGUUGUCGACGAAUUCGAAGAAUCUCCACCGAUGUCUACUUAUUUAGUAGCAUACAUGGUGUCAGAUUUCGUAUACACUGAAGCAAAUAGUGAAAAUGACCAAGUGAAGUACCGUAUUAUUUGCAAGAAGGACUUAGCCAAUCAAACAGAAUUUGCCAUUAACUUAGGACCGAAGGCCCUGAAAUACUACGAGGAUUAUUUCGAUGAAAAAUUCCCGCUGCACAAACAAGACAUGGCGGCCAUACCCGAUUUUUCUCUAGCUGCCAUGGAGAAUUGGGGUCUCGCCACAUUUCAGUACGUAAAAAGAAAAUUUGUUAACACCAAUAGAAUAUAAUACCUAUAAUAUUGAAGUAAGUCGUAUUUUACAGUUAUCAAUUUUGUAUGAUAUUAUAUUAUUGUAUAUAAUAUAGUUAUUAUUAAUUAUACUAAAAUGUAUGGUGUCUGUAAAUCGAUUUUCUAGUUUUAAUUUAGGAUUCAUCUCCACGAAUAUAGCAGGGCUUGAAACCGAAAAAAACUUUUCCUGUUUCGGUUUCGGUUUCGGAUACCGGUAUUGAUUUUUUCCGUUUUCGGUUUCGGUUUCAGAUACUGGUAUUAAUUUUUUCCGGUUUCGGUUUCAAUUUCGGUUUCGGUUUUUAACGGUUUAAACUGGUAUUCAAAAUCGAUAUCGAAAAUCGGUUUCAAGCCCUGGAAUAUAGUUUACAUUUAUAUUCGACUGUAGCUUAAAGGAUUCUUAAAUAAAUAUUUUCAGCAUAUGGUUAUUAUGUACACAGAAUUUUGGGAUUAUAAUAUUAUGUAUAUUAAUACAGCAGUACACAUGGGUUGUUUUUUAUCAAGUAGGUACUUGGAACGACUGCCAACGAGCACCACGUAUCUCAAUAUUAAAUAUUUAGUGUAAUUUUAGGACUAUUCAUGGUCAAUCACAUAAUAUUCUGAUUUGGUAAAUAUCUAAUAUAUUAUUAUCGUUGUAACGGUACACCGAUCACGCAUUAUAAAACGGUCCUUUUCAGAACCACCAAUCAGAGACCAGUAAAAGCCAAACACACGACCGGGACAACUUCACACCCUCAUUAUAGGGCCCUAAGUUGUCACACACACUUAAAACCGUGGGCUACGUGUAGAAGAGAUUCUCACGAGUCCAAAAACAUCAUCCCCACACACGUAACCCUAAAACUGAGCAAGUAAAGCCACUUGUCAUACCGAACGCAAACACAGCCGCACGCGGCGGCUUAACACGGUUUAAUAGUCGGUACUGCAAGCACUAUACAUACCGGGCAUUUUCUUGAACGAGUAUCAACCAUCAACCAUCUUUCUCAAAACGACUACGUCAUAGUGGCACCUAACACUCCAACCCAUUUUCCAACAUACAUUGGUCAUCGUCCUGACAUCUUAGACAUAGCUUUAAUCAGAACACCGAUGCUCACUCGUCAAACUAAUAUAAAUCAACUGCCUUCAGACCACAACCCAAUCCUUCUAGAGUUUUCCAGCUCCCCCAUAACAUCUUCACCGCCUUCACAAGGCAAACAAGUAAACUGGAAAAAAUUCUCUACCUUACUCUCAAAUGAUACUACUAACACUCACCCGCGCACUGCUUCCAUCCAGGAUAUAGAUCAUGCUAUAACAGCCUUCACAGAAACCAUAAAAUCGACAGUCGUAGAAUGUACAUACCAAUCCAAAACAGGAACGAAAAGGAACACCCUCCCAUCUGAAAUACUUAAUGAAAUAAAGGUCAAGAACAAGCUACGUCGGGAGUGGCAACGAAACAGAGAUCCAGCGAUCAAAUACAGGCUGAACUCCAAAACGAAAUUUAUCAGAUCUAUUUUAAAAACUCAUAAACAAGACGAGUGGGACAGGUUUCUUACCUCCCUUGACACCAGUGACGGAUCACUAUUCAAAAUAAACAAAAGCUUAAUUAACAAAAAACCAGCGAUUCAUCCUCUCCAAGGCCCAAACGGUCUAAUUUACGACGCAAAAGCUAAAGCUGAACUCAUAGCGGAAUCACUAGAAAAACAAUUUAAACCAAACCCCGGCCCAAACAUCUUAGAAGUAGAAGAACUGGCUCACAAUAUCCGUACUUCACCUAUCGCUUCUUCCGAUCUCUACACAACACCUGGUUCAGUUCAACUAAUCAUCAAACACUUGCCUAAAAGGAAAGCACCCGGUGAAGAUCUCAUAACUAAUACGGCUCUAAAGCUCCUCCCUAAGAAUAAACUAUUGACCCUUACAAACAUCUUAAAUGGAUGUUUAAGGCUCAAUUACUUCCCUUCCACAUGGAAAAAAGCAGUCAUAAUCUCGAUCCACAAACCGGGUAAAGACCACUCUCUUCCUGAAAACUACCGUCCUAUUGCCCUGCUGUCCUCCAUUUCAAAAGUAUACGAAAGGGUAAUCCUUGAAAACAUCCAAAAAACCACUGCUAAAACAAUUAGGAAAGAACAGUUUGCAUUUCGUCCAGGUCACUCGACGGUUCAACAAUUGACCAACCUGAUGGAUGAAAUAACUGUCAAUUGGAACUCUAAAAUCAAUACAGCCUCAGUUUUUAUUGACGUGGAAAAAGCUUUUGAUAAAGUUUGGCACGAUGGCCUCCUCUUUAAAAUGAACAAAAUGCAUAUCCACCCAGCUUUAAUCAAAAUCAUACACUCAUUCCUUGAAAACCGAACAUUUGCAGUCAAACAAGAAGACCAAACAUCUACAAGCCGCCCAAUCCUCUCUGGAGUACCCCAAGGCUCUUGUCUUUCACCCACCCUAUUCCUAAUAUACACAAAUGAUAUACCGUUAAUUCCUAAGGCAAACCUAGCGUUAUUUGCCGAUGAUACAAUGUUUUCCGCCCAAAACCACAACGCCAGAUGGGCAGCAUUCAUACUGCAAAAACAAGUAGAUCUGGCCGCAGAAUGGUUCAAACGAUGGCGCCUAAAGAUAAAUGAACAAAAAACCGUCGCACUACUCUUCGGAAACAAAAACACCAAAAAUAUUCCUCCAAUUAAAAUUAACGAUCACCCAAUAAAAUGGUCUGAUAAUGUGAAAUACCUCGGUGUAACACUUAACAGACGCCUUGGUGUAACACAGCACAUAAACACUAUCAUAAAAAGAGCCACCAUUGUCAGGGGCAUAUUAUACCCCCUAAUCAAUAAGAAAAGCCCAAUACCUUUAAAAACUAAGAUCCUAAUUCUCAAAAUGUAUGUCAUCCCUAUUCUAACAUACGCUGGUGCAGCUUGGGCUCCCCUUGUUCCGACGCAUCAAUGGAAAAGAAUUGAGGCUGUACAAACAACUGGCCUCCGCACCAUCACGGGCAACCCCACGUUUGUCAGGAAUGAUAUUCUACGCAGCUCCGCAGGAUUAAAAACCAUCAGAGAAACCAUUACCAGUCAGGCUUCUGCGAUGUUUCACAAGAACUCAUACUCAAAGUACCCACACAUAAGAAACCUCGGUCACAAACCUGGUGAAACACGUCGUAAAACCCCAAAAAAUCGUCCGUUAAAAUGGGCAACCGCUAAAUAAAUAUCCAUACACCACUCACAAAUAAAAUUUCAACCCACUGGCAUAGGCUAAACGCCUGGCACAGUAGAAAUGCCCUAGGGCA